AAAACAAUGAUGAUUAUAAAAAUCGCUCUUUGCAGUGACAAACUAGGAUUAUCGGUAACUCUGCUUCUUAAGAGAACGACCUUAAUCAGAAAAAAAAUUGUUCAUGUUGAAAAAUUAUGGAGCAAGAGUGCAUAGGUAUAUUAAAUAAUUGUUUUAAAUUAAUAGAAAUAAAUUAAUAAAACAAUUACAAAAUGUUGCUUUAAUUAAGUAGAAAUAUUAAUCAAAGAUAACGAGAAUACGCUAAAGAAGUGUAAGGAGCGGAAGACAAGUGAAUCUGGAUGAUUAAUGAAUGCGUGAGGAGGAGGAGAAAAAGUGAAAUUUGAUAGAGCGACUAAAAAAGCAAUUGUGUAGAAAAUCGGGCAAAAGAAAAUUAUUAUCAGAAAAUCUAUGCAUUAACAAAAAAAAAACUAAAACAAAAUACAAAAUAAAGAAAAGUAUCCAAUUUUACGUACAAGCAAGAAAAUGAAAGCGUUGUCAAUACGCGAAUGAACAAGUUGUGCAAACAAAAGUUGACUUCCUUUUGCAUUUAAGCUGAGGUGUCAAUUACGGGCAUUUAGUGGGUUAAUUGGCUACAGUGUGCCUGUGUUUAUGUCUAACUGAACUUCUGCGUAAAUAUAUUUUGUCUUGUUGAGAAAAAGUGAAAUUUUCGGUUUGGUGGCAAAGAUUUAUUGGGUGAUUUGGCAAUGCCUGGACGUAGGCCAUGGGUUCACAGACCUUGGAAAUACUGCGUCAAGGCGUUUGGGCCUCGCUGACUGGUGGUUGGUUUUAUGAUCCUCACCAAAGUGUUUUUUGUAAUGUCGUUCACUUAUAUUUAUGGUUGUUUUUAUUAUGCUCGCCAUUUGUGGCUUAUUUGUAUUUUCCGGGCACAUGGAUUACUUGGUGUACAUAUUGUAUGGUGAUCAGUUUAACCAUAUUAGCUUUAAAAUUAGCUAAUAUGGCUUUGCAUCGUUUAUAUGAUCGCGCCCAGACAAUCUCUGAGGCCAAUAUAAAGCAACAUUUUUUCAAGGUUACCAAAGAAAUUGAGGGCGGGGGCCGUGAUCAAGAAACAGGCAUAGAAAUGAAAGUAAUGCGUGGCGAUGAUUUACGCAACUCGGUGGAUCAUGCCAUUAAUGAAAUUAGUGGUGAAAACAGUAUGGUAUCCAUAGAGAAUGUUAAUAGCAUUAUAGAUUUGAAAGUUGAUGUACAUCGUAAGAAUAGUUCCGAAUCUAUAGAGUUAAUGUUUUAUGCUCCCAGCAUGAUAUCGGCCAAUAGCCAGCAGGAUCAACAAUCUCUAGCGGGUACUGCCAGUAACUCGAAAUCAAUACGUUCCUCUCAUACGAAUAAUAAUUCGAACGCCUCCAAUAACGAUCCCAACUUGAUUACAAAAUACAUAACCGUGUAUCCAAAGGAACAAAGUCCCAAAGCUGCUGCCGUCAGUUCAACUGUUAUCAGCUCUAGCCAGUCACUACAGCACAGUUCAGCUGCAACAGCUCAUAUAAAUGCUCGACAACCUCGUUUAGUACGUAAGUCUUCGGAAGUGAUACGCGGUCAUUUACGAAGGCGAUUAGAGCGGCAAAGCAGUUUAGAUGCUACUGCCGAAUCUGCCUUAGUAGCCAAAUUAAUGCGCCAAUCCUCUACGGAUACCAACAAAUCUGCACAGAAUGCAAAUAACUUAGCUACACAUUCUGCUGAAAGAUGUGACAGCUUUUUACAUGCACAAAUUUCGAAAACCAAUUCUGCCAAUUUUACAACAAGCACUCCUUUAAACUCCCAUUCGUUUAAUACUUCCUUACCGCAACCACCGCAGCUGCAAGCACAACGUUCAAAUAUAACGAGUUCGGGAUUAACGUCUACGUCAAACGCAACAGCUCUUAGCACAUCUGCUUUGAAAAGUUCACGUUUGCAAAGGCAUCGUAGCUCAGAGACACAUGAUGAGCGUUUAAAAUCUGAGCAACGUGGUGGUGGUAUUUAUUUACCUAUACAUCAUGAGCAGCUACCGCCUACUUCGUCUUCAUCAUCAAACUCUCAUCACCAUCAUCGGCAUCAUCACCAUACACAUCGUCGAGGUGGCAGUGGUGGUGGUCAACAUUUGUCUAGUAGCAAUGCUUUGGAUGUAGAUGAAUUGGAAUUGGGUCUGGGCAGCAGUGCGAGUAGUGUUGUAACUCACAACACUCAUUUAGUCGAUGGUAGAAUGAGGGCUUUACAGUCGUGGAUAUUAGGGUCGUCAUCCGAUGUGUUUAUAGAAGACGACAGUUAUACCAAAUCCGAUUUGGGUAUUGAGCAAUUAGAUGAUCGUACCAUACCUGGUACAAGUCGUGGUGCAUUCUUAUUGCAUCAACAACAUCCGCUAAAUUCUCAUUUUCAUCCACAUCAGCAACAAUUUCGUUUGCUGCAACCCCAUCAGCGCAACUGUGGCGCAAAUAUACGUAAAGACUCCAGCAGUACUAUGUCAGCGUUACAACUCCCUGUGGCAACAAAUUUAUCUGGCCAGACGGCAAGUCAUUCCGAAAAAUCUCGCUCAGCUAGCGGCGGUGGGGGCCUAAGAGGGAACAGUGGAAAUGGCUCGAAACGUCGCCGUCAUUCAAACGCCACAGCUUUGUUUAAGUGUCCAAUGGGAGGUAGUUCCUCGAAUGCUGUUUGCCACCCGACUUUUGGGAAUAAUAGUGGCGCAGGUGCUACUUCAGUAAGACGAAUAAAAAGUGCUGCUUUAGAAAUUUCAUGUUCGCGUCCUUCAGUAUCAAACCUCUGCCCGCAUCCUAAUAGCGUAGAAGCCAUUAGUGGACAACAACAAAUUAAAAAUCCCCAAAGCUGCUUACUCCCACCACCUAGUAAAUGUUUGGUACGCAAUCCUCAUUUGAAUUUAUGUCCUAAAUUCGGUGGCAGCUUUGGCGAUAGUUCCACUACCAGCAGCUUAGAUUUCGGUUCCACUAAUGCCUUGAUAGAACCAGUUUACUCCAUUAAAGAACAAAAAGAUGAAAAGCAAAAAUCGCACGAGCACAAAGCAGCAAAAUCUUCAUAUAGAGAAGAAUCUGAGGCUAUUAAAAUUUUAGAAUUGCAAACAGACAACCCGAAUACUAAAAAUAGGCCGCGAAUACCAGAACGUGAAGAUUGCUUAGAUAUGCUAGAAGAUGAACAAGACUCGCUUGGAGCGGUAGGAGGAGGAACGGUUUGCUUGCAAGACUAUUUAAAUCAUCAUCAUCGCCACCAUCACCAUCAUCAUAGCGCCGAAUCAGAUGUAGGAGAUUUUCUAAAUGAUAAAGCGGAUGAUGAAAUGGAAGAAGAUGGUGAAGAGGAUGCUGAGGAAGAGGAGGAAGAUGACUACGAAGAGGAUUUAGAAGAAGAAAUAGUAGGUGAAGGCGAAGAAGAUGAUAUAGGGGAUCAAGAUGAUGAGUUUAAAGAUUUCGAUGUUGAUGUUGAGAAUAUUUUACAGGAUUUACAACAUACACAAAACCAAUUGGAUGCUGAUUUAAGAGCUCAUCAAGAAGCUGGAAACCUACCAGCUGGAGAGAACAGAGAUGGGGAUGAUGAUGAUGAUGAUGAUGAUGAUGACGAUGAUAAUAAUCUAGGUGCCAAAGCUUUGAGAGAACGUUUACAUUCCACCGAUUCAGAAACGGAUAAUAAUGGAUCGAGGUCGCCUUUACUAAGCGGAAAAAAAUGGGAAAUUGCCAAAAAGGAGGAUAAAGUGUUGGUUCAAGAGGUUUUGAGUGUGCAAAGCAAACAGAAACAUUCCUAUAAUGAAGAAGAAGAAAAGCCAACAUCUACUAUGCAUUCUACACGAACAACUGAAGCUGACUCUGGCUGUCCUUCAAGCGACUGUGAGCAAAUAAGUGCCAGCUCUAAAGAUAUGUUAUUAGCUGGACUGGAUAUUCAAGAAGAAGUAAUAAAUCACAAGGCAGAUAGCUCUGCGGGUGUCGGGGAAAUCACGAAUGAUAUGGUUAACGUGGAAAAAGCUAAGGAUUCUUUGGAAAAUCAUUUAAAUAUUGGAAAGGUGGGAAAAAGCCAAGGAGCUAUACCCAAAGUAGUGCAAUAUCGGGAAGUAGAUGAACGUUUGGUUGAGGCCAACGCCGGCGCUCCUACUACGCAAAUAAAUAAACGUCACGCUGGCAACUGGACUGCUGUGGCUAUCUCCUCUAGUGGAAAUCUAAUUAAAGGGAUUUCCCGUAAUUCCUCCUCUUCGAACAGUUCGCAUAGUGUAAGUGCCGAAUCUUUUACCGCAGACAUACAUAAAAUGCUUUGGCUGAUGCACGGAGGAGCUGUAGAUGAACGUGGUCGCCCUGUGGGCACCGAUAGUAAUCCCAUAGUACCGCCGCCGACAGCCUCAACAGCAUCCUCGGCGGCCAAUAUGUCGACUGCACAUAUGCAAUUCUACCAGGAUGCUUUUAAGGCUCUCAAUACAGCGUCCUCAGCUGAACGUUUGGCUUUGAGCGAACGUUUGUACUAUAGGGAACAAUUACUAUUGCGGCGCAAUGCGAAACGCAGAGACUCGGCCGAAACCGCCAACACUACCACUCAAACUAAUGCCUUGGAUCUGUUGGUAGCUAAUCCGUCUUCUACAUCAGUUAAUGCUCGACCUUCAACAUCAGCUCCCCUGGGUGUAGUAGUGGCUUCGCCGUCUACAGCAUCCGUGCUUAACAACCGCAAUGUUAGCAGUGCUACAACUAUUUCAUUACAGGGCUUCUUCCACGACAUAAUUUCCGAUGAACUAAGAGCUAUUGGCUCCAGUCCUCGCACAGGCUCGGCUGCUUUAGCCAGCAGUACAGCUGGGGGCAGCAACUCAGCAGCAGCUGCGGCAGCAAUACUCAACAUUGACGGUCAUCAUAUAGAAAACUACUGUGAUUAUUGGCGACCUGCCUGUAUGUUAAGUUCGGAAAAACCUCCGGUACCUCCAAAAUCCUUUUACAGAUAUUGCUUCAAAUGUUGCGGAUAUACGCAUGAAUUCAAAAUCUGCAUGGAUCGUUUAGAGUUAUUAGCUCUUUUUGACCGCGAUCUUCAUUGGUUUCACAUAAUUUUGGCUGUACUUUUAAGUGCUUCGGUAGCUUAUUUGGGCUCAAAUAUUUUGCAGCACAACUAUUAUAAGGAUAUCUUUGCAUUUUUCUUCUGUGCUGUUAUAGCUGGUUCACAAUACUCAUUGUUGAAAAGUGUACAACCAGAUGCUGCCUCACCGAUACAUGGCUUCAACAAAACAGUGGCAUACUCUCGAGCUAUUUAUUUUUGUUUGUGCGGGGGUUUGUUGUUGUUGCUGAAAAAGUUCCAGGAGCAAUAUGAAAAUCAACAAAUACAAGGCAUGCAAUCUGAGUGUGUAUUACUCUUUGGCGUAGCAUUUUCUCCCGCGCAAGUGAACGCGUUUUUCUUAGAAGGCCUUUACUUGCUUCUUUUAACGUUUCCGGUUAUUUUUUCUUUAGGACUUUUUCCACAAAUCAAUACAUUUCUUAUUUAUCUGAUGGAGCAGAUAGAUAUGCACAUAUUUGGUGGCAACGCUGCGGGUAGUUUAAUAGGAUCUUUUAUGUGUGUUUUUCGGUCUUUGUGGGGGAUAUCAAUCCUUUACGGCCCAGUACAUGCAGCUUUGGCUGAGGUGAAGGGUACGCAGCACAUACUAUUUUCCAUAUUCUGCGCGCUUCUCAUACCAAUGGGUUAUCACCUAUCACGUUCCGCUAGUGAUUUUAGCAAUACUUGGGCCAUUAUAAAGAAUUGCAUAAUGAGCACUUAUCAUGAUGACGACGAUGAACUAUCCAACACUACUAGUAGUACUAGCAGCCACAAAUUAACUGCUAGUACUAAGCAGCAAGAAACCGCUAAACAAGGACACAGAAAAGAUUCAUCCUUAGAGCCGGGAACUACCGAAGUUAUAGAAAUGUCGUCGCUGGAAAGAAUAGGAGAAGCAGCGACCGGUCAAGAAAGACAACAACAAGUAGAAACUAAUGUUGAAGAAGGACUGAGGGGAGAGGGCGACGAGGAGGACUUAGAAGAGUUGUCUCAGUCUCAAAAACGCAGUAAAUCUAAAGCUUCUUCGUUGACCAGCAGCCAACAAACAUUAGGAAAAUCAAAGAAAACUAUCACAGCUUCAAGUAGUUCUUGCACUUCCAACAAUGAUGGUAUUGAUUUAAGGCUAAAAAUGAAUGAUGACCAAAACGCUGCUGUCGCAGAAGUGGAUAAGACAUCUACUACUUCGACUACAAAUCCCGGAGAAAUAUCGACUUGUACGGUGGGUCUUAAUGAGGCGGAUAAUGAACAGGUGGCUCAACCCGACGACUUCACCAUAAAUUGUUCUGAGGAAAUAGUGCAGAGCGGGGAAACUGAUAGUCCUGAUCCGUUGCCAAAAAAGUUGCAGCAAACCGUUAACACUCGGUUGAAAAAUGAUUUUGUAGUCAGCACAUUUCUAACCGUUGUGGUGUUCAGUUUGCACUGCAGUACUGUUUUUACCGUUCUGCAGCCAGAUUUAAAUGUGGUUUUAUAUAGUUUUAUAGGAUCAUUUGGUUUCUUAUUACACUAUAUUAUACCACAGAUGCGUAAGCACAUGCCCUGGCUGUGUUUUGCGCGUCCUUUAUUAAAGCAAAAAGAGUAUGGCCGAUAUGAGGUAUCACAUGCUCCAAAAAUCAUGUGGUUUGAAAAGUUUUACAUUUACAUGUGUAUGCUAGAAAGAAAUAUUCUGUUCCCAUUACUGGUGAUCUCAGCUCUAACGGCCGAUUCAGUUGCAAUAGCCAACAAAUAUGGCAUCGGUUGGGGUGCACUAAUAGUAGCUGUUUGUGGCAUGAAGUUUAUUCGUAAUGCCUAUUCAGAUCCUUCAAAUCAGUACCUGAUUGUAAUGUUUACGGUUUUGUUCUUUCGGAUUGAUUUUCCUUGCGCUUCCGAAACGUUUCUCAUCGAUUACUUUUUCGUUUCCUUGGCUUUCCGUAAAUGUUGCGAUUUUCUAUUAAAGUUGCAGUUCAUUGUGACUUAUAUCGCCCCAUGGCAAAUAACAUGGGGAUCAGCUUUUCAUGCUUUUGCUCAGCCGUUUAGCGUGCCUCAUUCAGCUAUGUUGUUUCUACAGGCUGGAGUAUCAGCCAUUUUAUCGACACCUUUGAAUCCGUUCUUGGGCAGCGCCAUAUUUUUAACAUCCUAUGUGCGCCCUAUCAAAUUCUGGGAACGUGACUACAAUACGCGACGUAUAGACCAUUCAAACACGCGUUUAAGCUCUCAAUUGGAGCGCGAUUUGGGAGCCGAUGAUAACAAUUUGAACAGUAUAUUCUAUGAACAUUUAACUCGCUCACUGCAGCACUCCUUAUGUGGAGAUUUAUUAAUGGGUCGUUGGGGUAAUGUUAAUCAAGGAGAUUGUUUUGUUUUGGCGUCGGAUUAUCUGAACUGCUUGGUACACAUUAUUGAGUUGGGAAAUGGUCUGUGCACAUUUCAAAUGCGAGGCUUGGAAUUCCGUGGCACUUAUUGCCAACAACGUGAAGUGGAAGCCAUUACAGAAGAUGUGGAGGAUAACGAUGGCUGUUGUUGCUGUGAUCCAGGACAUUUGCCGCGUAUGUUAAGUGCCAACGCUAUGUUUUCCACACGUUGGCUGGCUUGGCAAGUGGUGGCCUCGCAGUAUGUGGUCGAAGGUUAUUCAAUAUCAGACAAUUUGGCCAGCGCAACGUUGCAAGUAUUUGAAUAUCGCAAAGUUUUAAUUACUUAUUACAUUAAGAGCAUUAUUUACUACGUCAUAAAAAGCCAAAAACUGGACGAAUGGUUAACUUCCACCUCCAUACAAGAUGCUUUGCAGCACACAUUAAGUCGUCAAUUUGUUGACUUGGAUCCAAUCUUCAAUUUCAAUCUAGAUGAAGAUUUUGAUUUUCGGGCUGUUGGCAUAACACGUGCGAGCUUUUCUUAUGUUUACCUAAGUUGGAUAAAUUUUUGUUAUGAUAAACGUAAAGAAGCGCAAAAUCAGACACCUCAAGCACCUACCCAGUCAACAGUUACUACACAGCAGCGCACAACGGUUCCUACAGCUGCUGCUACUACAACUGGAAACACUGCCUCUGUUACGGCAGCUAGUACGCCAAAUCUCUCUGUUAUACAACAAAAAUCUUUAUCCCAGCAACAAUUACGUAUAAAACCGCAGAAAAGCGCUACUAUGACUAGUAGCAGGGAAGGAGUAGUAGCCAAUUCCACUGAAAAUAUGGCCACUUCCCACUCGUUGGCAAAUAUUUCCCGUCAAGCAUCGGAAAGUGUUCCCGGUUUAAAUAGCACGCUGCUGACACGUUCCAGUAAGUCAGCGCCCGUUGGCGGGAAACAUUCACGCCAACGUGACGAAGCCGCUUCAUCCCCGCGUCAUGAUGUACGGAGUGGUUCUACGGAAUCUUCCCGUGCUGGUAGCGAAAAACCACCUCCAAUUAAGUUAAAGGUACCUUCCAUUGCCAAAGAUCAUCCUAUAGUAUCGUUGUGUUUAGCAUUAGGACUCUUAGCUCGCCGUUCUUUAGCUACUGCCUCUCAUAGUUCCUUAACGGGUGUAGAGUUUUUUCUUCACGGUUUGCAUGCGUUAUUCAAAGGAGAUUUUCGCAUUACUUCACCUCGUGAUGAAUGGGUUUUUGCUGAUAUGGAUCUUUUACAUAAUGUUAUAGCACCAGCCGUUAAAAUGGCUUUGAAACUACAACAAGAUCAUAUUUCGAACCCUGAUGAAUUUCGUGAGCCUUUAGCUCUGUAUGAAGCGAUUGAUUCUUGUGCUAAAGAUUUGGUUAUUUCUCAUGAAGCAGAUCCCGUUUGGCGCAGCGCUGUGCUGAGAGGAGCUCCUAAUUUGUUAGCCCUGCGUCAUGUCAUGGAAGAUGGUUCUGAUGAAUAUCGUAUCAUACGUCUGACUAAACGAUUUCUUACCUUUCGUGUUAUCAAAUUGAAUCGUGAAUGCGUUCGUGGCUUGUGGGCGGGACAGCAGCAGGAACUUAUUUAUCUACGUAACCGUAAUCCGGAACGAGGCAGUAUACAAAAUGCGAAACAAGCUUUACGUAACAUUAUCAAUUCGAGCUGUGAUCAACCUAUUGGUUAUCCUAUUUAUGUUUCACCAUUAACUACUUCCUACGCCGAUACCAAUGAGCAGUUGAAGGAAAUUAUUGGGGGUCCUAUUACCCCUGAGGCCAUCAAAGGCAAUAUAUUUCAAUGGUGGCAUCACAUAAGGGAAAAGUGUCGUCAGGGCUGUUCAUCAGGUUCAGCUAUGGAGACUGCUCAUCUCGGCUUACCUUCCACCGCUUGUAGUAAUCUGGGGGAAAGUGGUGAUCUCCGACCAGUAUACAUAUCUCCGCCAAUUUACAACACCUUAACGGUUGGUAUGUUUGGACGUCCUGCUACUGCUGCCGGCGUACCUGGUGCCACACUUAGCAGUCAAUUUGGUAGUGACGGUCUCGCUUCCAUGCGCAGUGUGGCAAUUAAACCUAAUUCUACCACGUUGCUGGCUGGAUUCCUCAGUCGUGAUCAAGAAUUGCUACGUGAGACACGCAGUUUUGCGAAUAAGGGACAGCUUUCAAGUUCCAGUAGUCGUAGCGAUCGAGAGCGAAGAGCGACUCUACCUAUUGCCAGUACAAGUUCCGUUCUUCCCGAAGCAAACAAAGAUUCGGGUGACUCAUCACAGACGCUAGACAAGGAUACAUCCACAGAUAGCAUGGGUUUAGGAGGCGUUGGUGGAGGUGGCUCCACCGCAUGUGGUAACAGCCCACGCUACACAAAAAUCUAUUGUUCUUCAGGGAAUCUAGGUAUUGGUAAUAUUAUAACCACUCCCGGAGAUUACCCACGUAAAACCAAAGGCCCUAUUUGUUUGACAGCAGCAGCGGCUGGAAUGUUGCCACAAAUAGGUAAUAGUUCAACUGCGGUAAACGCCGAAUCUAAUAGCUCCCUGCGUAGCGCUACUGAACUGCCAUGUAAGCCCAGAAUUGGUUUGUUCGAGAAGGUUAUAAUAGUUGACGAGCAUGAGAUUUAUGACGGCCUUGACGAGCGACGCAAUUUUGUUUGGCCUUACGAAGCUAUGCGUAUGCGCGGUGGUCGUGCAAAUUGGAAGGGUUGGCUACCACACACCGGUAUGGUAGGGGUUGUGGUUCACAUAUGGACACCAAACAACCCUGACGUUGUUUGCCGAUCAAUAAUUAAUCGCGAUUUGUACCUGAUUGAAAUCGGUGAAUACUAUGUGCCCGUGGCUGAGAAUGGUUUGAGACCCUUCAAACAAAUCGCAGAUAAUAACCAGAAGGAUAUUGAACGAACACGGCGCAGCUCAUUACAAAGGGAGCUCUUAGAAAUACGACAAUUACAGCAACAAUUAACGCCUAUAUUGGGUAGUAGUCUGGAGUCGCCAACAUCACAACUAGCGGCUACUGGUGCAAGCGAACAAGUUCGGGUUAUCACAAGUACUAGUUCUUCUUGUGCAGGAGCCAAAGCUAAAAUUCAGGCGGUAAGUAGCAGUAGUUCAGAAGAUGAAAGUGAUUUAUUGCGUUUGGAAAUGCAAAGACAUGAAAACUUUUUAAAUAUGUGGAAACAAAUUACCGAAAAGAAGGAUAAAGAUGAAAACGAGGAACAAGGUAAUAAAGAAGAUGUAACGGAAGAUUGCGACAGAGUAGAUCUCAAAGAACAAGAACAACUACACGUAGAAAGCAAAGAAAAAGACGAGUGUAUACUUAAAAAAUUGGAAGAAAGCGAAAAUCAAAAUAAUAUCGAUUCCAUAAGCCCUGCAAGUGAUGAUAUUGUUGAGGAAAUUGUCAACGAAGUAGUGAAUGCAUUAACCGAUAUCGGUGAUGGGUCGACGAUUGAAGUUAUUAAUUUGAAAAGCGAUCUGAUUACUGAGAAUAAUGAUGACAAUUUUACUGUUAUUGUUGCUAAAGACGCUAAUGAAACUAGUGAAGUUUAGCAUUUACAAGGGUUCCUGCAGCCCUAUAAUCUCAUAAGUGUCCUAAAAUAUCUAAGAUGAAUAAAUUUUUGAAAUUAAUCAAGAAUAAUGUAGGGGUGUUCAUAUCCUUAGUUUGAAGUACCGAAUGCAAGCAACUUUCUUUCAAAUUCUUACGUUUUUACUCGUAUACGCUGAUGUCACUUUAUCAAUCAUGAGAGAAAAUCUUGAACUGUAAAAGCAUUAUAAAAUAAGACAUUUUAACAAGAGAAACUCUGGAAAAAUCGUGCAAAACAUCUAUAGAUUAAAACGGAAUUUAAUAAUUAUUGUAUAAUAUAUAUAUAUGUUUUAAACACACAAACAUAUUUAUAUAUAUAUGUGUUU
Glossina fuscipes is the source of this 11179-nucleotide messenger RNA. It is a transcript of the gene pcx, whose product is annotated as protein pecanex. NCBI's taxonomy places the organism in Eukaryota, Metazoa, Arthropoda, Insecta, Diptera, Glossinidae. Gene Ontology annotation, cellular component: endoplasmic reticulum; membrane. Gene Ontology annotation, biological process: endoplasmic reticulum organization. The transcript has 10 exons. The record is from RefSeq and is a predicted model, not a curated record. The coding region runs from base 701 to 10819 and encodes 3372 amino acids.